AUGGCUGCUUCAAACGGAACAUCAUUUCUUUUGUCACUUCUUAUUGCGCUGUUGUUAUUUGCAUCAAUGCAAUUGUUUCGUACACAUAUUUCAGCAAGUCAACCGAUGACAAUUGCAGGUGGUUUUAUGGGUUCAUUGGUUUUUGUUUCACUCCUGACGGCUGUGAGCAAUUUCGAAAUGAAUCUGUUUGGACCCAAUUUCCAAGCACGAGUCUUUCCAGAAGUUUUGACUUGUUUAUUUAUUUCAAUGAUAUGUUGUGCUUUUGUUCAUCGAGUUUGUGUAACAACUUGCAUCAUCUUUUCAUUGAUCGCUCUCUAUUACAUCAAUCGCAUUUCAACAACAAGUUAUGGAAAUACAAUGGGAUCGACAACUGGUUAUGCUAUACAAAAAAAACAAAAAUAG
Messenger RNA from Rotaria socialis, 402 nucleotides. Lineage: Eukaryota; Metazoa; Rotifera; Eurotatoria; Philodinida; Philodinidae. The record is from the annotation of a GenBank genome assembly.